AUGGUGCCGGAGGAUGAGAGAGAGGGCACUGCUGAAGAUGAAGAAGAAGAAGAAGAAGGCGAGGAAGGCGAGGAAGACGAGGAAGAUGAGGAAGGCGAGGAGGAAGGGGGGGAAGAGGCAGAGGACGAGGCUGGCGAUGGAGACGUCGAGGCUGAGACCGCGGUUCCUGAACUGGAGCCCUUUGCUGAGUUGCCGGAGCUGUCGGGAGAAGGAGCGCCAAAAGAAACCGAGGCGCCAAUUGCGGCAUUGGUCGACGAGGACCUGGGCACGGAGGAAGGGGAGGUUGAGUGGAAUAGCACGCUUGCAGAGCCACCGGUUGGAUCGGCGAGCUCCGACAUCGUCGGGGAGAUUGGAGCCAACCGCUCCGUGCUGCGGUCGGCGGAUCUGGAUGAUCUGACGAAGCGCUCGGAGCCCAAGGAGAGCUGCCUCUCGGUGUCGAAUGCCUCCGGCUACAUCUUGACCGAGGUGUCCCUGGCGCAGGAGGACUUCAGCGUGUCGGCGUCCUGCGCCUGGGGCUUCAGCGGCACGGCGCGGGCCACGCGCUGCGCCAAGGCGCAGGAGGAGAGUACCUGGUGGCCGGUUGCCGGGCCGCCUGCGUGGCACCAACGGAGGCAGAGGCGAAGUGCUACAGGGUGA
This is a messenger RNA of Effrenium voratum, 636 nucleotides long. The record is from the annotation of a GenBank genome assembly. NCBI's taxonomy places the organism in Eukaryota, Dinophyceae, Suessiales, Symbiodiniaceae.